AUGGCAGCUCCCAAUCCCGACGGUCCUGCUCGACUCAUAACGCACUUCACGACCCGAGACCGCGGCAAACAGAUAGCAGGUUGGUCUGAGCUGUGGGAUUCCGAUGAGAGUGAUCUUUGGGACAGAGGCAAGCCAUCGCCGGCUCUUAUCGACCUCAUCGAAUCCAGGGCUGAGGGAAUUCCUCGUGCGACUGGCGGACGGCGUCCGAAAGUGCUGGUGCCCGGCUGCGGAAAGGGCUACGACGUCGUGAUGCUCGCGCUGCACGGCUUUGACGUGUACGGCCUGGAAGUCUCGGAAAAAGGUGCAGAAACUGCGCGCAAAUAUGCCGAGACAGAGCUUCCAGAACCGACGGAGUACAAUUUUGGCACUCCUGACAGUGUCCCCAGCACAUGGCCUGGUGAUAUCAAGAUUAUAUCCGGCGACUUCUUUAAGCGGGACUGGGAAGAACAUUGCAUGGCCAGCGACGAGGAUGCUUUUCGGGGCUUCGACUUGAUCUACGACUACACGUUUCUCUGUGCCCUACUUCCCGAGAUGCGAAAAGAUUGGGCGAAACGCAUGCACGAACUCUUGUCACCGACUGGCGUUCUCGUGUGCCUCGAGUUUCCGCUCUACAAGGACCUCAAUCUCUUAGGACCGCCUUGGGGUCUGAACGGUGUUUACUGGAAUUUACUUGCUGAGGGCGGUGAUGGAAUGAUAAAGGAGCCGCUUCUUGAGAAUUUGGAUCGUAAGGCAUCGGCAGGGUCAUUCAAAAGGGUGUCAUACUUCAAGCCGCCGCGAUCUUACAAGAAUGGCAAGGGGACGGAUAUGGUCAGCGUGUGGGCACGAAAGUAA
Molecule: messenger RNA, 831 nt
Organism: Colletotrichum costaricense
Lineage: Eukaryota; Fungi; Ascomycota; Sordariomycetes; Glomerellales; Glomerellaceae
Product: thiopurine S-methyltransferase family protein
Exons: 4
Coding region: 1-831 (276 amino acids)
Molecular function (GO): thiopurine S-methyltransferase activity
Source: RefSeq, a predicted model, not a curated record